Molecule: messenger RNA, 1801 nt
Organism: Populus trichocarpa (black cottonwood)
Lineage: Eukaryota; Viridiplantae; Streptophyta; Magnoliopsida; Malpighiales; Salicaceae
Product: trihelix transcription factor ENAP1
Exons: 2
Coding region: 588-1481 (297 amino acids)
Cellular component (GO): nucleus
Molecular function (GO): transcription cis-regulatory region binding
Source: RefSeq, a predicted model, not a curated record
GAAGGAAGACUGAUUAUUUCAGAUAUCUUUUCGUUUUCUUCAUCCUUUGAAUAAAUUAUUUCAGAUUCUACUUUGCCAAUCAUUCCUGCCAUUUUUUUAGUUCUAAAACAUUGAAAAAAAGACCAUGAUUUAACAUCAAAACGUGCAAGAUUUUCUUGGUAUAAAGAGGAUGGAUUUAUUAUUAUUUUAUAAACCCCUCUUCUUCUUCUUCUUCUGUUUUUUUUUUUCCUUGGUAUAAAUAUUGCAAGUUAUUAAUGUACAAGGGAUCCGAGUCAGAAUAACGAGGAGGGCUAACGUUAUGCAAAAUCUGAACACAAAACAAUCCUAUUAUUGGUCGGACCGACUCGGCACGAUAUGUCCCAGCCCGACACGUCGUCCCGAAGACUAUUGUUGUUCGCGUUGUCCAAAACCAAAACUAGUACUGUCCGGCGCGUCACCUUCGCCGCACCGAAGUCAUCCCACCCUUCCCCUUUUAUCUCCCUCGCCUCUCUCUCCCACAAAUUAAUAUUCCUCAACCCAAAGCACACCAAAACCUAAUUACCAAACCAAACAGCCACCAACCACAACCUUCUCAAUCAACGACUAUCAUGGGAGAUCUGAUCGAGUCAUCUUCUGUUACUCCGUCAACGACACCACACUCUCGUCCAUUACCAAUCCGUGAAGAUUGUUGGAGUGAAGAAGCUACCUCUACUCUUGUUGAUGCUUGGGGACGCCGUUAUCUCGAGCUUAACAGAGGCAAUCUCCGUCAAAAAGACUGGCAAGAUGUUGCUGAUGCCGUCAACGCGCUUCACGGCCACACCAAGAAAACGUACCGUACUGACGUCCAGUGCAAGAACCGGAUCGACACCAUUAAGAAGAAAUACAAGAUCGAGAAAUCUCAUGUCGUUUCCUCCAACGGAACCCUGACGUCGUCUUGGCCCUUUUUUGAACGGCUUGACGCUUUGAUUGGAUCCAAUUUUAAUUCAUCCGGUAAGAAACAUCUCUCACCGUCUCCUCCGGUGGCUCUUCCGCUGCCUCCGUCUUACCGGAGGACUCCUCAGGUUAGUUCUACUCCACCACCGCAGCCGCCGGCUCUGGCGGUGGCUUUGCCGCAGAAGAGGCCUUUACCGGUGGACGAUGAUUAUUUUAGGAGGAAUUAUUCGGCAAUGGCAGCAGCGGCGGCGGCGGUGGAAUCUGAUAGCGAGGAGGAUGAAGAUGAGGAGUUUGAGGGAGGGGAGAGGGAGAGAGCGGAGGAGGACGUGGAAGGAGAGGGGAUUAAGAGAUUGGCACUUGCAAUAGAGAGGUUUGGGGAGGUUUAUGAGAGGGUAGAGAGCGAGAAGUUGAAGCAAAUGGUGGAUUUGGAGAAGCAAAGGAUGAAAUUUGCUAAGGAUUUGGAGAUGGAAAGGAUGAGGAUCUUCACCGAGACGCAGGUUCAGCUUGAGAAGAUUAAGAAGGUUGCUGCCUUGGCUCAUUGCUGUAUUGCUUGUGCUCUCCAUUGGUGAAUUAUAUUUCUUGCGUUUUCUGGUGGUCUAUUUUGAUGGUUCUCUCAGAUCAAGUGUUCACAGGCUUCUCCCCAGAUGCUUUUCCUUCCCCCUCCUUUUUGCCUGCUGAACUCUUGUUCUAAUAUGAAGUAGCUGCCUUUUUUGGUGCUUGAAGGUUUCUUCCCGAAUAUGUUUUACCGGUACUUCUAUGCGUGCAACAAUUAUCUGCCUCAGAUGAUUUCUGGUUUCAAAAUAAGGAUGCAUUAUAUUGCUGUGCAGCCGCAGCUGCUGCUAUAAAUGUUACUGUUUGUGGCUAUGUGCACCUCUUGCUCCAGAUAAUG